UCACCAAUACUAGAUAUGAUUCCAUAUUCAUUCAGUAUUAGACUUGCUGCCCUUGCUUCCUGCAAAGAACUCAUUGAUUUGGAGAAAUGGUUGAGCAGUAACUUGAACACUUAUAAAGAUGCAUUCUAUGAGGAAUGCAUCAAGUUCUUGAAGGAGGUGCAUCUUGCUGCUCAAGAUGUUAAUUCCAACCACUUCUUUUCUCCCAAUGCUCUUUGGACUAUUUAUUCAGAAACUUCUUCAACGUUCUUAAAGGUCCUCCAGUCUCAUUCUGGCCUAGUUUCUUCACCCUACUUAUUUGUGGAAGUGGAUAAGUUGCACGUAACAUACAAGGGAACCAAUUCACGGUUUAAGUGUGCUGAUUCUUCUGAUUUGUCAUCAUCUGAUUUUUAUUCUGAAGAUAUUGAAGCAGAAGCAAACUUGUGUCUCCAUCAACUUUUCACUGGUCAGCUGACUAAUGAUACAAUGAUUCUAAUGCCUGCUCAUUUGAAAAAAUCAACUGAAAAGAGGUCAAUUGCUUACAAAAAUCCAUUUCGAUGAUCUUCUGAUUUUAUAUUCGUCGCACAGAUGCAAAUCGUGGAUUCCUUUUCUUUUUGCACUUAUUUGAUUCUUACGAUUGCUUCUCCUCUGGUAUUUUUCUUGCUAACCAGAAAAAAACCAUGCAGCAGUUGGGAUAUAUACUUCAUUAUUCUCUUUUUUGU
Capsicum annuum is the source of this 698-nucleotide messenger RNA. RefSeq lists its product as uncharacterized. Gene Ontology annotation, cellular component: P-body; CCR4-NOT core complex. The coding region runs from base 16 to 537 and encodes 173 amino acids. The record is from RefSeq and is a predicted model, not a curated record. Lineage: Eukaryota; Viridiplantae; Streptophyta; Magnoliopsida; Solanales; Solanaceae. Gene Ontology annotation, molecular function: molecular adaptor activity. The transcript has 3 exons. Gene Ontology annotation, biological process: nuclear-transcribed mRNA catabolic process, deadenylation-dependent decay.